Lipotes vexillifer (Yangtze River dolphin) is the source of this 696-nucleotide messenger RNA. RefSeq names its product spliceosome-associated protein CWC15 homolog. Gene Ontology annotation, molecular function: RNA binding. Gene Ontology annotation, cellular component: catalytic step 2 spliceosome. The transcript has 2 exons. The coding region runs from base 1 to 696 and encodes 231 amino acids. Gene Ontology annotation, biological process: mRNA cis splicing, via spliceosome. The record is from RefSeq and is a predicted model, not a curated record. Lineage: Eukaryota; Metazoa; Chordata; Mammalia; Artiodactyla; Lipotidae.
AUGACAACAGCAGCUAGGCCAACUUUUGAACCUGCAAGAGGGGGGAGAGGUAAAGGAGAAGGUGAUUGGAGCCAACUCUCAAAGCAAUAUUCAAGCAGAGACCUACCCUCUCAUACAAAGAUAAAAUAUAGACAGACCACUCAGGAUGCCCCUGAAGAAGUUCGGAACCGUGACUUCAGGAGAGAGUUGGAAGAGAGAGAGAGAGCUGCUGCAAGAGAAAAAAACAGAGACCGGCCAACCCGAGAACAUACAACCUCCUCUUCAGUGUCAAAGAAGCCUCGGCUGGACCAGAUCCCUGCUGCCAACCUCAAUGCAGACGACCCUCUAACAGAUGAGGAAGAUGAAGAUGAAGAUUUUGAAGAGAAGAGUGAUGAUGAUGAUGCUGCAGCUCUUCUUGCGGAGCUGGAAAAAAUUAAAAAAGAAAGAGCUGAAGAGCAGUCCAGGAAGGAACAAGAACAAAAGGCUGAAGAAGAAAGGAUUUGUAUGGAAAACAUUCUGAGUGGAAACCCUCUCCUUAAUCUCACUGGCCUAUCCCAGCCUCAGGCCAACUUCAAAGUUAAAAGAAGGUGGGAUGAUGAUGUUGUUUUCAAGAACUGUACAAAAGGUGUAGAUGAUCAGAAGAAAGACAAAAGAUUUGUAAAUGAUACGUUGCGAUCUGAAUUUCACAAAAAGUUCAUGGAAAAAUAUAUUAAAUAG